AUGAAUUAAUAACUGACUGAGGUCGUUAUAAUCAUAUUGCAGUGCUUUUUUUAAGCCAGACAAUAUUUUUCAAGGGGAAUUACCAGUUCCCUUUUAUGUCAAUAACAUCGCAUUAUUUUAUCAAUCUUCCGAAGUUAUUUUCAAGAUGUUUUCUAUGUUUUUCGGGCAACCUUGUACUCUAGACGUGGAAAUUGAUGUAGACCCUAGUCGUCCACUAGUAUUUGUCGAUCCACAUCAAAAAACGGAUAAAUGUCCUGUAUUUUCGGAUGGCGAAGAGAUCAGUGGUACAGCGUUCAUUAGUCUAAAGCCUGGUAAACAGUUUGACCACCAAGGUAUCAAAGUAGAGCUCAUUGGCCAGAGUGACACUCUUUAUAAUAAAACUGGAACAUAUGACUUCUUUUCCAUGUCCCGGGAUAUCGAAGCCUCAGGAAGUGUUAUCGAAAGCAAGCGUUACAAAUGGAAGUUCCCUUUGGUGGGCAUUGAAAACGAAUCAUAUUGGGGAGUUAACAUCAGACUCUACUAUUUUGUUCGCAUCACCAUAAUAAAAUCAUAUGGAGGAUGUAUAUUUAAAGAUGCAAUGUUUGCGGUGCAGAAAGUCGGCAUACCGCCUCAGAUAAAUAACACUAUAAAGAUGGAGGUUGGAAUUGAUGAUACGCUACAUAUUGAAUUUGAAUACAAUAAAUCUUCUUACCACUUACACGACACUAUACUCGGCAAGGUAUACUUCCUAUUGGUGUCAUUACCAAUAAAAUACAUGGAAGUGGCAAUUGUGAGGAUCGAAACAAUCACAUUGGGACGGUCUACUGUAGAGGAAACUACUACGCUAACCACAUUUGAAGUGAUGGAUGGAUCCCCAGUAAAGGGUGAAUGCAUACCUGUACGUAUAUACCUCAAUGGACUAGACCUAUGCCCCACUUAUAAAAAGGUACAAAACAAACUCACAGUAAAACACUACAUUAACCUUCUUAUCGUCGAUGAAGAUGAAAAACGUUAUUAUAAGAAACAAGAAAUUGAGUUUUGGAGGGAUCGACUGGGGUGAAACCCCAUUAAAAUAGCCUCAUAAUUUUUGCAAUCAU
Molecule: messenger RNA, 1076 nt
Organism: Babesia bovis T2Bo
Lineage: Eukaryota; Apicomplexa; Aconoidasida; Piroplasmida; Babesiidae
Product: putative Vacuolar protein sorting-associated protein 26A
Exons: 8
Coding region: 146-1039 (297 amino acids)
Biological process (GO): intracellular protein transport; retrograde transport, endosome to Golgi
Cellular component (GO): retromer complex; endosome
Source: RefSeq, a predicted model, not a curated record